Messenger RNA from Sporisorium graminicola, 399 nucleotides. RefSeq lists its product as uncharacterized. The transcript is spliced from 2 exons. Gene Ontology annotation, biological process: translation. Bases 1 to 399 code for a protein of 132 amino acids. Gene Ontology annotation, cellular component: mitochondrial large ribosomal subunit; ribosome. Gene Ontology annotation, molecular function: structural constituent of ribosome; large ribosomal subunit rRNA binding. The record is from RefSeq and is a predicted model, not a curated record. NCBI's taxonomy places the organism in Eukaryota, Fungi, Basidiomycota, Ustilaginomycetes, Ustilaginales, Ustilaginaceae.
AUGUUGGGUCUCAAAGCACGCAUGGCCAUCAUCGACAAUUCGGGCGGACUCAUCGCUGAGUGUGUCAAUGUCCUACGAAACAAGACAACACAAGGUCUUGGUCGAGUUGGCGACGAGAUUGUCGUCGUCGUUCAGAAGGCACGUCCGAUCUCCAAUGCACCUGGCCAGGCAAGCACACAAAAGGUACGAAGAGGCGACGUGCGACACGCCGUGAUUGUGCGCACCAAGAAGGAGAUGACAAGACCUGACGGGCGCGUCAUCCGAUUCGACGACAAUGCCUGUGUCCUCCUUAACAACAAGAAGGAGCCACUAGGAACCCGAGUCAACGGCGUUGUCGCCAACGAGCUGCGUGCGGCAGGAUGGGGCAAGAUUGCAAGUUUGGCACCCAAGGUCAUCUGA